Molecule: messenger RNA, 342 nt
Organism: Aspergillus alliaceus
Lineage: Eukaryota; Fungi; Ascomycota; Eurotiomycetes; Eurotiales; Aspergillaceae
Exons: 1
Coding region: 1-342 (113 amino acids)
Source: RefSeq, a predicted model, not a curated record
AUGGCCAAAGUAGAGAGUUUCACUGGGCCCGUUACUCUUCUCGAGAUAACCGAAUGGCUUAGCCGUUGUGAAGAAUCUUUUGAGGCCUCCGCGGCGACCUUAACUGACAAACAAAAAAUCCUCGCAGCAGGGAGCGCCGUUGCCAAAUCCCAGGACACGAAAACCAUCUACGACUGGUGGACGAAAAAUCGCAAAAAGCUAGAAGGGAAAACCUGGAAUGAGUUUCGCAAUGCUGUUAAAGACAAAGCCCUAAGCAAGAGCUGGCGAAUGAAAGCGCUUCUGGACUUCUACAGCACCAUCCAGGGUAGUAAAGGCCUUGGAGGACUAUUUAUCGCUGCUUGA